UAUCUAGUUCCAUCUACGUUCAUUUUGCGCCAACUGCAUGAUCCGCCCAACUUCCGCUGCCAUUCAUUCGUACAGGAAUUGAUCGAGGAUUUGAGCCGUGCAAGAAACCGAAGGACAAUGAGCUAGCCUAAGAUGUUAGGAGGUCUGUUUAUUUACAACCACAAGGGGGAGGUCCUGAUCUCUCGAGUCUUUCGAGAUGACAUAGGGCGAAAUGCCGUGGACGCGUUCCGCGUGAACGUGAUCCACGCCCGCCAGCAGGUGCGCUCCCCCGUCACCAACAUGGCACGCACCAGCUUCUUUCACAUCAAGCGGGGCAACAUCUGGGUGGCGGCCGUGACCAAGCAGAAUGUGAAUGCACCCAUGGUCUUUGAGUUCCUGGCCAAGCUGAUGGAGGUCAUGACCUCGUACUUUGGCAAGGUCACCGAGGACAACAUCAAGAAUAACUUUGUGCUCAUCUAUGAGCUUUUAGACGAAAUUCUGGACUAUGGUUACCCACAGAACACAGAUACAGGGAUGCUGAAGACAUACAUCAUACAGCAAGGAAUCAAAUCAUCAAGCAAAGAGGAACAAGCACAGAUCACCAAUCAGGUGACAGGACAGAUCGGUUGGAGAAGGGAAGGCAUCAAGUACCGUCGUAAUGAACUCUUCCUUGACGUGCUCGAGAAUGUUAAUCUACUCAUGUCCCCGCAAGGCCAGGUUUUGAGUGCUCAUGUAGCAGGUCGAGUCGUAAUGAAGAGUUAUCUCAGCGGUAUGCCCGAGUGUAAGUUUGGCAUGAACGAUAAAAUCACACUGGACAAGCAGGGGAAAGGAGAUGAUCCAGCAAAAAGCAAAUCAUCCAUUGCCAUUGAUGACUGCACAUUCCAUCAGUGCGUCAAGCUCAGCAAAUUUGAGUCAGAACGUAGCAUCAGUUUCAUCCCUCCAGACGGUGAAUUUGAGCUCAUGAAGUAUAGAACCACUAAGGACAUUAGCUUGCCCUUCAGGGUUAUACCAUUAGUCAGAGAGGUGGGAAGGACAAAGAUGGAGGUCAAGGUUGUGUUGAAAUCCAACUUCAAGCCCACAAUACUGGGGCAGAAGAUUGAGGUGCGCAUCCCAACACCCCUUAACACCAGCGGCGUUCAGGUCAUCUGUAUGAAGGGCAAGGCCAAGUACAAGUCCAGCGAGAAUGCUAUUGUCUGGAAGAUCAAGAGGAUGAGCGGAAUGAAGGAAUCCCAGAUCAGCGCUGAAAUUGAGCUUCUACCAACGUCAGACAAGAAGAAAUGGGCUCGCCCACCAAUCUCCAUGAACUUUGAGGUCCCGUUUGCUGCUUCCGGUCUGAAGGUGCGCUACCUGAAAGUCUUUGAACCUAAACUCAACUACAGUGAUCACGACGUCAUCAAGUGGGUUCGCUGCAUCAGCAGGAGUGGCCUCUACGAGACGAGGUCAUGACCUGCGUGAUGCAACGAAGCAGCCGUGGCGUUGUGAGAAGUUGUGGUUGGAGAGGGGGUGUCGUAGUCGCCCCCCUAUCUGGCAGGAUUAGAAUUUCUAUACAUGGACCCUUCCCUCUCCUAGUUAAACUCUCUCCUUAAUAUUGUACUUUGUGUUUCUUCUGAAUCAAGGGCACCAUACCCUCUGUAUUCAUACAAUUUUCUCCACUGAGAUAGUACAUGAAUGGUUCAUCGGUGUGAUGUUCAUGGCUUAUGAAUAUUCAUGCCAUAGGUCAAAUCAGGUCACUUGGGUGUAUUUAGGAGCCCUCUUCUCAAUUCAAAAAUCUACCACACAGCCAGUCCUAAAGUUACCAGAGCCUAAUGUACAAGGAUGCCACUUUUCUUAAAAAUUGUAAAAAGUUGCUUGGAUUUAGAUUUCUUCAAUUUCUGUUUUGGGGUAGACAUUUUCAGUCUAUUAACCCCAGGGUUGAGAGUAAAUUUCUAUUCUAUUGGUGAAGUCAAGGGGCAUUACUAUUUUUGGCCAAUCUCUCUUUAAAUUUGACAUACAUGUAGGUGUAUGACAAUGCAUCAAAUAGAAACAUACUUUGAAAUACUCUGAAAUUUAAAUAGAAUCUCAUAUAGAUAUUCCAAUUUUAAAUCAUGUAUAAUGGUAGAUAUUUAGAGAGUCUUAUUGAGUUCCUCUGAUAGACAAGCCCGUAUUUCUCAUCCUGACUUUCAAGAUGAGGUAAAAGUCUUCGAGAAAUUGUUGGAUGCAUGGUUAUGGUGACAGAGCUGCAGUCUUGAAUUCUUUUGUUUAAAAUGCCAUUGUAGCAGAGGAUGUACAAGCACACAUGCACACAAAAUAACUGAGAUUGAUUUCAAUGUAGUGUUUUUUUGGCGUUUAUGUGUACUAUAUCAAAAUUCUUAUCAUUCCAUGAAAGAUUGCUGUAAAGGUAUUUUCAAAAUAGUGAAACAGAACUUGAAAAAAGGGAAACAAUUUAAAAAUAUUUGAAAAUAUAUAUUGGUUGCUUGGAGAUGGGAAGGAUUUAUGAUUUUUGUUUCAUCAUUGUGUCGCUAUUUGCUUGAAGAUGAGAAAAGAUGUUGGUGUAAGAUGACUUUCAUUCAUUAUUUUGUUUUUUCUUGGUUAUCAAACACAAGACAAAUGUAGGUAAACCUUUGUUUACGAUUGUGCAAAUUUGCAUUUCCUAUGAGACUUGCAUUAAGAUUAAUAAAAGAAUAGAGGAGUUAUGUAUGGCAAAAUUAUGGAUCUGGUAGGGCUAGAUUUCACUUUGAUUCUUUCAUUUCUAUUCAAGAACAAUAUUUCUCUGCAAAUACAGCCAAUCAUCGUCUUCGUCUCCUAACAUUUUGGUUUAAUCGAUUGGAGUAUAAAGAAAAAAUAGACAAAGUCCCUCCAGUCCAAUUUCGACCAUUGUAUAUUUUGUGAUGAGAAAAUAAUAUGUAUUUAUCUGAGACGUCCAUUUCCUCCCAAACACCCAAGAUGGAAAGUGAGACCAAUAUAUGGCGUUUAUUUCUUUGUAGCUGGAUUGCUAUGGUUCUAUCAAACCAAAAGUCGAAAACAAAAGUGAAUAGAACAAAUCAGUGCACUAUGUAAUGACUUCAUACGGCAAUUUUUAUCAUCCUAUUCAUGUUGAUUUGUUAGGUCUCGUAUUGAAUGUGAUUUUAUGGCUACUAUUCAAAAUUGAUUAUUUUGUUCUUGUUUGGUGGACAUUUAUACUUCAUUGUCUGAUAUAUUAUUGAAUGGAUAAUUGGAUAUGCAAGUGAAAUGUAGGUGUAUCCAGUAUACUUGGUAAAGCAAAAGUUGCCCUCCAUAUUUGAAUAUUACCAUUAUUCCCGUAACCCCCGGUUUUAAAUGUAUAAGAUAUAGCAUAUUUUAUAGCUUAUUUGAUAUUUCAGAAAUUUGUGGAACUUGUGUCUCAUUUAAACCAAAUUGAUUGAAUCUAAAAUUAUAAGUCAUCCAGAUUUUAUCUAUCAAAUAUAUUAAAGUUUAAAAAUUCAUAGUUAUAACUCAGGAAUAUAUUUACCCAGUGAAGGAAUUAAUGUUUUUUGAUUCAUUGAGAAAUUUUGGUCAUUUGUAACUCUCCAUAUAUGAACAUCAAAAAAAAUAUAAUUGAAAAGUAAGUAAAGGUUUGGACUUUUUUCCUUCUAAUCUUUUUUUUUUCUUCCAUAAAGAUCAUGUAAUUCUUUGAUUCUGAAUGGAAAUGCCUGACUGAUAUGUAGAUUAAGCAACUGAACUAUAGCAGUUAAUUAAUCUCGAGCUAUUUUGCUUGGGCAAGUGUUUGUAUAGCACAGUCAAUGAAAAUGAUUUAAUUUUUUAAAUCCAAUAACAUUGCUUUAUUAGACCAGUAGUGAUUCUCACACAGAAGUUCUAGGGUUGUUGUAUAUGCCGAAAGUUGAGUUUACAUUAUGAAGCUUUUGAUUUUUUUUUUUAAAUUGCAUGUUCAUAUCGUAUUAGUGUGAAUACGCCUCGAAACCAAAGUCUCUCCAUAUCGCUUCAUGUAUAGACUGUACACAUCCAAAGUUUUAUGGUCAUUUUUUUAUAAAAUUCUAAAAAAUGGAAGGAAACGUGAGCUCACUAUUCUAUUUCAUGCCGUAGAAUAUUUAUAUAUGUAUGGGCAUGGAUUAUAAAGGAAAGAAAUAAUAUUUACAACAUAUAGGUUAAAAUCGACUUUUGAAAUUUGAAGGUCGAUAUAAUGAGAGGAUGAAACUUGUGUAAGACUCCAUCCAGAAGUAUGUAUUUAUGUGUAAGAGUACAUGUACAUGAAAUUCAGAGCAAAACAAACAAAUUUGCCAUACCUUUAUUGAAAAUGUCAGUUUGAGUAGCUGCUUCUUUGGUCAAAAGACUUUGACAUGUGUCAAAAUGAUGUCUUUUUUAUUUUCUACACAACUUAUUAACUAUUUUGCCACAAAUAUGCCGCUCUUAUGAAUUUCUUCUAGUCCAUGUAGUAAAUGUUAGCUUGUAAUACUGCAGAUGAAUAGAAAAAUCAAAGUAUUACUUGGAUAUUAACACUCUUGAGGAUUUCGAUAUUUGAAUAUCAGCAAGACGAUUUGUGUUGUUGUAAUUGUUAUUUUAUUGUUUUGUAUCUUUUUUUUCUAUGUAUCACCUUUCUUUAUUGGCUAUCGUAUAGUUUGUAGUUAGAGUAUAUUAUGACUGUUUCUCAUGCGAAAAUAAAUCUACGUCCUCAUAUCAAUCCCAAA
Molecule: messenger RNA, 4619 nt
Organism: Strongylocentrotus purpuratus (purple sea urchin)
Lineage: Eukaryota; Metazoa; Echinodermata; Echinoidea; Camarodonta; Strongylocentrotidae
Gene: ap2m1
Product: AP-2 complex subunit mu
Exons: 11
Coding region: 133-1425 (430 amino acids)
Biological process (GO): clathrin-dependent endocytosis; intracellular protein transport
Cellular component (GO): cytoplasmic vesicle; AP-2 adaptor complex
Molecular function (GO): clathrin-cargo adaptor activity
Source: RefSeq, a predicted model, not a curated record